Molecule: messenger RNA, 1515 nt
Organism: Metarhizium album ARSEF 1941
Lineage: Eukaryota; Fungi; Ascomycota; Sordariomycetes; Hypocreales; Clavicipitaceae
Product: General substrate transporter
Exons: 7
Coding region: 1-1515 (504 amino acids)
Biological process (GO): transmembrane transport; carbohydrate transport
Cellular component (GO): membrane
Molecular function (GO): carbohydrate:proton symporter activity
Source: RefSeq, a predicted model, not a curated record
AUGAAACUGCCUCGAGGGACAAGGCGCCUCUACUGCAUAUGCCUGCACCUCGCCGUCGGCGCCUCGAUAUGGGGCUACAACAUCGGCAUCCUCUCCUCGAUCCUCGUCCAUCCGGGCUGGCGGGAGGCCAUGCACGAUCCCACGCCGGCGUCGAGGGGCCUCGUCACGGGGAUAUACUACCUGGGCACGCUCCUCUCGCACGUGCUCCUGUCGCACCCGCUCGCGGACCGUCUGGGCAGGCGGCACGCGGCCAUGAUGGGCACCGGCACCCUGUGUCUGGGCGCGAUAUGCAUGGCCUCUGCCCACGGCGGCGCAGCCGUGGCAAUCAUGGCCCUCGGGAGAUGGACUUGCGGCCUGGGUGUUGGUGUCGUGAGCACCACGGUGCCGCUGUACCAGACUGAGGUGUCUCCCGCCCGGCAGAGAGGCAGACUCGUCACCGUGAACCACGUCGGCUUCGUCGCCGGCCUGGCCGCUGGUCUGUGGACCGGGUACGCCAUGGCGUUCUGGACCUCGGACGCAGGCAGAUACUGGGCGUGGCGAGACUCGGUCCUCGUCCAGUGCGGCCCAGCACUCGUAUUCACCGGCGGUCUCUUCUUCCUCCCAGAAACGCCACGAUGGCUCCUUGAAAAGGGCGACGCGGACGGCGCCUCCAAAGUCCUCCGCUACCUCCGUCAGGACACCGUGCCCGCCGAGGCAAUCACGCACGAACUGCACGCCAUCGGCGCCGACGUCGAGUCCCGUCACGCGGCCGGCGCGACGAACCUCUUCCGCGACGCCGGCCUGCGUGCGCGGCUGUGGCGCGCGUUCCUCCUGCACUUCAUGGCGCAAAUGUGCGGCGCCACCGCCAUCAAGUACUACCUCCCUACGCUGCUCGAAGCCCUCGGCCUGGAGCGCAGAACGGCCCUGCUGGCGGGCGCCGCGGAAAUGACAAUCAAGAUCGCCACGUCCAUCGUGGACAUGUGGGCGAUUGACAGGUUCGGCAGGCGGACGUGCUUGACGGGCGGGAGUUUGAUCAUGGGCACUGCCAUGCUGGUCAAUGGCCUUUUGCCAAUCAUGUACCCCGGGAACAGGAGCAAGGCGGCAGACGUCAUCUGCAUCUCAUUCAUAUUCAUAUACGCCAUGGGAUAUAGUCUUGGGCUUGGCCCUGCAGCGUGGGUGUACAGCUCCGAGAUCUUCCCAACCUCCGUGCGAGCCAAGGGCCUCAAUUUCGCUGCGGCAGGAGGUUCCGUCGGCAGCGUUCUGGCUUCUCAGAUCUGGCCGGUUGGAAAUGCCAGACUCGGCAGCGGCAUAUACUUCUUCUUCAUGGUGAUCAAUUUCACAUGUGUACCGACCAUCUGGCUUCUGUAUCCGGAAACAAAAGGUAUAGAACUAGAGGACAUGGAGCGUCUGUUCGCAACCUCUGAGCAUACGGAUGCGACCGAUGCUGUGGACCGAGGAACUGAGGACGUGGGCGAGUAUAGAAACACGUCAUCCUCGGCAACCCCCAACGAUGAAAAUGAAUCCCUGCUUUCAUGA